Zophobas morio is the source of this 6041-nucleotide messenger RNA. RefSeq names its product nuclear pore complex protein Nup205-like. Gene Ontology annotation, cellular component: nuclear pore; nuclear pore inner ring. The coding region runs from base 210 to 6005 and encodes 1931 amino acids. Gene Ontology annotation, biological process: nuclear pore organization. Lineage: Eukaryota; Metazoa; Arthropoda; Insecta; Coleoptera; Tenebrionidae. The record is from RefSeq and is a predicted model, not a curated record. Gene Ontology annotation, molecular function: structural constituent of nuclear pore. The transcript has 5 exons.
AAAAUACCCCUUCAUGAAGUUAUGUUUUGAUCACUCCUUGUACAACACCCACAUUUCGUUGGUAACUUUUAACACAACGUUAAAAUCCCCAGAUUUGACGUAACGGGUGCGUAACGGUUGUACAUGUUCUGGCGCGGCUUAAAAACCGUCCCGGAAUAACCUAAAACUUUUAUGUUUAUAAAGCGAUUUGUUUAUAAAAGCUAGCGACGAUGACUGAAGCAAUAAAUAAAUCGGAGGAUUUGUGGAGUUCCUACAAAGGUCUUCGCAAGAUCAUCUGGCGAAGCUUAAGCGACGGCUCCGACGAGGUCUACAGUAUCGAAUUUGAGAACACUUUGCGGAAACACAAACAAAACUUCUUCUCCCUUCUGCAAAAUCAGCCAAAAAAUGCCAAAAGUCGUGAAGAACUCAAGAAGGGGAUGGUGGACGGCAUUGUGAUUAAAGGCCUCGGUCAUCAAAUACUUUCCAAAGAACUAUACCAAGAAGCAGUCAUUUUGUCAGACAUGUAUGACAUGAAUGAAUUCGUAGCCCUUGAUCUCCUCUGCACGGCUCAAAUCCAAAUGUCGUAUUACCCUGGUUUGCCCCGUGGAUUAGUAGCAGUUCUGCUGUAUUAUGAUGGCCGUAAGUCUCUAGUUUCAAGUUUACGCUACUUAAUCCAAGCGCGCACUGGGGUUCAAUGGAGUCUCAAUAUAAAGCCUGAUCUUGAAAAAUUUAUCACUAGUUACACUGAUCAGUUAAUGGAAGGCGGCCUAUUUAAUCGAAUUUUCGAACUACUGCGCACCUUAGACUUAACUAAAGAAAUAGAAAAACUUCAAGAGAACCUCGCGUUGGGGGGACCAAGGCACAGGCGGCAGGUUAUUGACUUAUUCCAAGAUAUUAGAAUGAUUCUCGCGGAUAUCGUUUUCACGUGGGCUGCUCAGUCAGGUUUACCCAAAGCAGCAAGUGUGGCGCUCAUAAACUAUUUACGGCAAGCGGAAAUCGAAGAAGAAGCGUCUGGAAAGAUUGAUAAUGUUAACUUGUAUCUCUUAAUGGCGCUAUUAUCAGCGCUAGAUCUCAGCGUUCUGCAUUCUAGAGAAGAUGGAGAAGAAGCAGUUCAAAGUUUACCCAUUUUGUCUGAUUCUGAAUAUAUUAAUACGAUGAUUGUUGAAUUGGCACCUCUCAAACCAAAGUGGAAGAGUGAAGGUCUACAAGCUGUAGCUACUUUCGGACUUGCCGUUUGCAUCGCGUCGUUACGUUUAAUUCCCCAAAAUCAACAAUUCCAAGACGCGAUUAACAGAGAAGAAAUUUUUAUUGAUGCCGCAAUCGAAAAUAAUGUGUUUGAGUUUAUGCACAAUAUUAUUCUAGAAAAUGAUAUUUUGUACAAGGAAGCGUUUGUGUUUAAGCGAAUGCACCAUCUAUUGACUGAUUUUAUUGUCUAUAUGUAUCCAAAAGUGAAAGAACUGAGAAUCAAAGCUGACGAAAUCGCUCGGACUGUGCAGAUUUAUACAAGAGAAGGGCUAGACGCACCCCCCAAUCUUCCACGGUACUUUGAAUACUUGAUGUUGGCAGUGGCGAAGUUCUACUCAAAAGAUACUUUGAAUACUGAGUACGUGUUGAGUUAUUGGAGUCCAGUUGAGCUUAAUUCUGGUCAAUAUAGCUCGCAACGAUCGACGUCACGGGCUGUGUCAUUAUUUAAAUUUGUCCGUUUAGCCGGAGAUAUGUUACCGCCAACUUUAUUUGUACCAUAUUUAACGAUGUUGAGUAGUUUAUCUACUUGUCCGCAAGCAGCCAGACACUGUUUUAAUAUGUUGAAACAAGUAGGACCACAACUAACGUCCACUCUUUCAUGGGAUCAUUUUUUUUCGUCGUUCGCACAAUAUUAUAACAAUUUGCGGCAAGAAUUGCCACCUGUGACUGACACAGUUUAUAGAAAUACAUAUCUGAAAGGAGUGUCACCUCAAGAAUUGGAAGGUCUACACGCUGUACUAUUACUAAUACGAACAAUCGCCGAUCACGAUGAGUUUUCAAGGUUGGCACUAUGUGAACAUCCGGGUUGGGCGCCUUUAAGUAUUCUUCUUGGUUUGGUCGGAUGCUCGGUUCCUAUUCCUCUUAAGUCAGACUUGUUGCUUACUUUGGCUUCACUGUCAAAGUCUGCAGAGAACGCAGCGCAAAUGUGGGAUAAUUUGGAAACUUCGCAGAUCUUGGUAACAGUGCCUACAACGUCUAGUUAUACUCCUAGGGGGAUACAAACUGAACUAGACGAAGUUGAAUCGAGACUUGAAGAAUACCCGUUAACGAAAGCCCUACUCAAACUUUUAGAUGUGUUGACGGACUUUGGGAUUCCUAGGACUCUAGGGGCAGGUCCUAGACCUCCAGGUUUCGAUCCCUACUUAUCGUUCAUCGUCAAUUCCGUCUUUCUCAAGUUUCAUACGAGAUCCUAUAGAAACGCGUCUGAGAAGUGGGAAGUAGCAGAUCUAUGUCUAAAAUUGUUUGAGAAGUUUUUGACACAAUAUGACCCUCAGCUUACUGAUUUUCCUAAAAAGAAUGUCCCAACGGAGUUUAAUUCACCACCCGGGUACCAUCUGAUGAUUCAAAUGAACAAUAAAUCUGAACUUUUGAGUGUCAUUUUGGAUAUUAUUGAUGAAGGGAAUAGAUUGUUUGACACGUAUGUUGCUUUUCCUAGUCAGCAUUUGUUGGAAGAGUGUACUUUGCGCUGUCUGAAUAUAAUCCACUGCGUCUUGGCCUUGCAGUCGAAAUUUGUUACCGUUUUAACGGCUUCUUCUGCUUCUAUUCUUUUGACUAAUAUCACGAAACUUCUCCUCACCAUCAACCGACGUAGUGGAAAACCAGAUCACUGCGUCAACAUUGCCAAGUACAUCAGUUAUCAACCAUUUCUCUCAAAACAUACCUACGUGGUUGUUAAAAUACUAAACCACGUGACGAGUACCCCAAUUCUCCAUAAUCAGUUCAUCAACAUAUUCCUGUCGUCAGAUGCGAAAGACGAAAUCAGACACGGCUUUGUUCUCAGUCUGGACAACGAAAUCGACGAUGAUGAGGCCCAAUUGACAAUAAAAACCAAACUCGAAGUCCUCAAGUUGCUCAAGCAUUGCCUUCCAUAUACACCACCAAACUUCAGCCACUUCCUUCUAGGAUUCGACAUAAAGAAGGACAUUUCGAAAACCGAGUUCCAGUAUUCUGGCGUUUUAGAUUUUCCGAGAUCGUGCCUCCACUCAAUCAUUUCCCUAAUGGAAGCGGAAGUCAUCAAAGAAGGGUCAACAACGCCGCUCCUGGAAGCAGCUUACGAAGUCAUUUUCUUGUUGGCUAGUAAUAGCAAGACGUACGGACCGGUAUUGAGAUUCCUGCGUCUGAACAAAAAAUUUUUCACUCAGCAUUUGCUGCUCUGUCACAAAAGAGUCGGCGAAGGUUUGCACGUUCUCAAUCAGAUCGCUUGGUUGAUGAAAACAUUGGCCGUUGAGUUGAAGAUUUGUGGCCAGAGCAAGCAAGUUAGUUACUUGAAGCAUUUGACACACUUUUUGGUCAGUUUGCCUCAGCUUGAAAAUAACACCAAUCAGGAUCCGUUUAGUGCCACCUACAAAGAUGUGAGGGAAAGCAGCUACAUGUCUUUAGAACGGAUUAGUAAUAACUUUCUCAUUAAGUUAAUUCCGCACUUUGAGUUUAAAGCCGAUACUGUGCAAACACCCGAGUGGCAGUUUUUUGAUGGAAAGGUUCUUAACGCGCUUCUGGAUCACUGCAUCCAAGAGGGUGGGAAUAAACUGAUUGACUUGAAAAAACUGCACCAGAGGUUGUACGACGAAGUUAAACUGCUGCAAGGCACGGCAGUGAUGGGGCAGAUACAAGCCAUCACUCAAGAAAUACCCAAAGUCUUGAAAUAUGCCCUGGAAUUGAACAAGAAUAAAGAAAAAUAUGCCUCUGUGGUUCAGUUUGUUGAUGCUUGGAGGCAGGUAGUUGAAGUUAUCAUGUUAUUCAUCCCCAACGAGAUUCUCUCAGCUAAAGAAUCUCAAAUGGUUAGUGUUUGCUUUGUUUUGAAUUUGCUCAAACGGGUGACCAAGAUUGAGUUGUUACCGGAAGUCGGCCAAUUGUUAUCAGGAGCGGUUUUACUAAUACUUGAAAAUUUGCGAAAAUGUCACCUCUAUGAAAAGAAACAGCAGAAUAUUUCGUCUGAAAACGAAGUAGUGACGAGCAUGUUGCAAAUGCAUUUAGGAUCUCUGAAAGAGAUUUUAGAGAAUUUGAUUGAAUGGAUCAUGGUGUCGAACGUUACAGACGAGAAACUAAAAAUUAAUUUGUAUGCGGCUUUGGUUACCUUAUUGGAGUUGGCAAGCCUGGAAAAGCCACCAGACAAUGUAGCUGUAUCUAGCAGUACCUAUGUUAGCCGACUCGAUAAUUCGAAAGUUAGUUUAGAGAAUCAUUUGCAGAAUUUGAAAAUGACCACUGAUAGUUUAGCCAAGUUCGGUGAGCGACUGGUGGAGGUGAUGUGUCAAGAUUGUAUUGGAGGAUACGAUGUUUCUAGAAUGUUGGCUCUUUCAAGUUUCAGCGUGUUGAUCACGCUGUCUGGAAACGUGAACUGGAUUGUGUAUAUGUCUGGACGAGGCUACUUGAAGUUUAUAGUCCAGUCGAUCUUGGACAGUAACGCCGAUCUAGAACGAUUGCUAGAACCCGGGCAGACUUCAAUCAAACCCCUGUAUGUCUACAUGUCGAAACUUCUCUUCCUGGGACGUUUAGCUGGAACAAGAGUCGGAGCGGAGCUUCUCCUGGAACAAAAACUCUUCUCGUGUUUUAGCAACAUGAACGUUUUUAGUUACCAUCCAGAAAUUUCCAGAUCGUGGCACCCCGAUGACUUUCUGGAAAGUUUUAUACCACCGCCUGAGGAACUUUAUCUCCAAAUGUGGCUACCAGCCUUAGAUAUCUGUAACGCCAUUUUAACAACCCUGGGUACAGACAAUCAGUCUGCGGUUGUCCAAAUCAUGUACUUCAUUCUGAGUCAUCUGGACGUGGUGGAGUCAAUUUUGCGAUCUGGAACGCCGUCAUUGUCGCGUAUUUUCCUCAAAGAACUGUCGUUACUAACUUCAGUCAUUGCAAGAACUGCCAACAAUAACUUAGUUAACAUUUUGGAAAACCCCGAAAUCGUCCACGACCAACGAGCUCACCUCUUCAGGAUACAGAAACUGACUUUGGCACUACUUCCAAAGUUUAUUUUGACUGAUGAAGUGGUGAGAGAACUUGUGAAUAAACCAUUGGAGCAUCACCACACGUUCCAGACUUCUGAACGUUUGUUGUACGCUAUGCAAAUCAUGUCCAAUCUUCUGUGUUAUGCACGAAAUGUGGUCGCUAAUAAUGACGUAGAACAUGGAGGAAUUGGGGUGUUAUUCCAGCCAACAUUGAAAGAUCCGACUCUUCAUACUAUCGAUUUAAGGAAUGGGUCGAAUUUUAACGAUCAAGCACCUUCUUUGGGGGUCGUGGUACAACAGUUAAUCACCAUUGUAAAUUACCACCACCAAGAGAAAUUCAACUAUGAGUUACUUACACGGAAGUUGAGAGAAAUCCCACUGAUGGAAAGUGCAGAUAUUGAUGAAUACAUUGACGAGUCGUACAAUCUUCAAGAUGUGAACACGAAAAGGGAAUAUGUGUACGAGUUGCUUUCCAAUCGGUUGGAGAAGAAGACUAGGGAAAUGCAGUAUUGUUCUUAUAUUAUUCAGAAUGCGAUUUAUUUAAUAUGGGUACAUUUGGACUACUAUAUGUUGAAGGCAAUCCCUAAAGUCAAGAAUUUUGGGUCGUUGUCAAUAAAGUCUCCAAUGUCACCAAGUACUUUGGCUUCUGCAACCGAGGCCACAUGGAAGGUGUCUACUGAUGACAUAAGCAACCUUAAGCAUGGACUUGUGUCAAUAUUUAAUGAUAGUUUUACUAAACAAUUACUGGAAAGUAUCCAGGACCAAACUGAUUUGGAUAAAGGAUUUGUUGAAACCAUGUUGAAAAAAAUAAUUCGUUUGAUACAAUUUGUGCCAGUUAAGUAAUUUGUAAUAUUUUUAAUAUAAACAUUUGUUAUAAAA